Molecule: messenger RNA, 1575 nt
Organism: Aureobasidium musti
Lineage: Eukaryota; Fungi; Ascomycota; Dothideomycetes; Dothideales; Saccotheciaceae
Source: the annotation of a GenBank genome assembly
AUGACGGCACCAAACAAACUCAUUUUCAACUUCUCAAGCGAGCCAGCGCCCAACAAUUACAUCCGUAAACAGGCAGCGACACCGCGACACAAGAAAGCAGAAGUCUUGGAGAGCCCGGCCAUUGUGAUUGACGACGACCAUUCACCUCUUUUUGAGCCCCUGUCUGACAACGCCCCUGACCAGACUGAAAUGAAUCGUCAAAGAGUAGACCCGCCGAAACCCCCCGCUCGCCCUUCUACGAGCGGCCGGAGCUCACAGACCAGGCCCAGCACCUACCAGUCAGUCCCUCAAACGCCAUUCAGACCUGACGCCAUCGCCUAUCGUGACGGUGACGGCAUCAGACGUGAUGUAUGGCAGCCUGGCGAUGGCAACGGUGUAAGAGACAGCGAGUUUCCCGGCAAACCAUUGUUCAAGGAGAGAUAUCGCUUCUUCCAAAGUGAUAUCGGUCCCAUCGGACGCGGAACCAAUUCACCUCCGCAUUUUGUGGCACUCGACGACAAAGCUGUUUGGGACAUAGUCGUAUCCAAAAAGUACACCGCAAAAGAAAGGGGUACAUACUGGCCUCUCGACUUCAUGGCAAAUGGUACUCUCAGGUCCAGCAGACGCCACAAAGGCAGAGCAGCUGUGGUCGCCAAUGAAAACCAAGGGCUUGUCGAAGGAGGAAACAACCAGAGGGUGGGAGCCGUCCCCUGGGUCAAGGCGGGCAGCAAACCCAACGUAAUCAACUACUAUCUCUCAGGAGAGGAAGGUGGUUACAAAGAAGUUGUCUUCGAUUUCAAUACAGCCAGACCCAGUACCGCGAACCAGACGAUGACAUCCAGAAGCCGUAACAGCGGCAACAAAACAGAGUAUGCGACAGCGAGCGCCACUACAAAUCUUAACAACGGAAGCAAGACAGAGUACGCGACCAAGCGAAAGGCAGACCAGCCGCUAAACCCUCGACACGAUCGUCCUAAAGUCGGUAAGUAUUUGCAUUCAACACCAUCUCCAGACUGGCCUGGCGGAGUGAGACGUCUGAACAAGCCUCCAGUAGCAAGAACUGUUGGUAGAAACGAAGUCGACCCUCUCAGUGGCUCAGAAUGGUCUCCUACGACAAGAGUUGGUGGAAAGACUGUCUAUGCACGCUACGACUAUGACGAAGAAGAACCUGAACGCAUCAAUGGCCGUCUCGUGGCAUCUGGAGCUCGAACCCCACAUGCAGGUGGUGCGAAGACUCCGUACCAGAACCACUCUAUGGGUGCACGAACUCCGUACCAGGCGUCAUCGUUUGAAGCAAAGACUCCAGGUCCACAAGUUCCAUUGGGCGCAUCAGCUCCGCAUCACGGCGUGAGGGAACCACAACCAAGUCAACAACCCCUGUGGCAGGACGUCAAGAGAAUGGGGGAAGAGCUCGAACAGGCAAAGGGCAUUUUGCGUAUGCGGGGUGAGGAAAUCUCGACCCUCAAGGCACAAAUCAACGUUUUGGACACAGACAGACGUCGCACACAUCAGGCAGUCGGUACAAUGGCGAAUAAGGAUGAUGAGAUUCAGAGAUUGAAGGAGGAGAUCAGGGAUUUGAAGCAGUAUUUGCGCUGA